AUGGAGGGGCUCAGAAAGACCCGCCAGCCAGAACUUUUCAUGUCACUGAAGAGGGACAUGGCCAUGGCCAAGAAGGCUCGCGAGGACUUGCAUAAGGAGGCUCAGUCCCGCUAUGCCGCCGAGAAAGCUACUGCUGACCUCAAACUGGAUUUUGAGCGUCAGGAUAAAGAAAUGAAGGAGGUGAAGAAGGCUCAUGCGAGUGCGGAGGCCGGCGUUAAGAAUGUCGAAAAGCAAGCCGAGGAGCUGCGCUUAAAGCUCCGUCAAUCUGGGGAAAAACUUGCGGCGGAGCAGCAGGCGGUCUCUACGCUCAAGGCUGAGCUUGCAAGGACCAAGGAGGAGGCCCGUCUGGCCAGGGAGGCCGCUGAGAAGGCUGUAGCGGCCUCGUAUGAGCGUGCAGUGCGUGAUACGGAGGCUAGGAUUGCCGAGGAGGUAGCCAUUGUCUGCAGGGAAUACAUCACCAUGUCCUGGAAUGUAGCCUUGGAUCGGGCAGAUGUUCCAGCAGAUUCUGAUCUCAGGAAGGCUGAGAACAUCUUCUUUCCAGAGGAUGUACACGAAAUCCCUGACGAGGACGCCUCCAAAGAGCCUCAUCCAGCUGACUCCUCUAUUCUCGAGGCCGGGGGCAAUGAGCAGACCGUGCAGGACAAGCCACCUGAGGAUAGCUUCUCUAUCAAUGAGAUCGUCACACAAGCCAAGGGGGUUGCCCCGGGAACCCAAGUAGCUGAGGAUUAG
Molecule: messenger RNA, 729 nt
Organism: Quercus lobata
Lineage: Eukaryota; Viridiplantae; Streptophyta; Magnoliopsida; Fagales; Fagaceae
Exons: 2
Coding region: 1-729 (242 amino acids)
Source: RefSeq, a predicted model, not a curated record